AUGGAACUAAAAAAUGGUACUGAAGUGACUGAAUUCAUUCUCCUGGGAUUUGCUGGUCAACACAGAUUUUGGCUUUUACUCUUCGUAGUCUUUCUACUGAUCUAUGCAGCUACCUUAAUAGGUAAUGUUGGGAUGAUUAUCCUCAUCAACACUGACUCUUCUCUUCACACCCCUAUGUAUUUUUUCCUCCAACAUUUGGCUUUCGUUGAUCUUUGUUAUGCCUCUGCUAUCACUCCCAAGAUGCUAUUGAAUUUUAUAAGAACAAACAAAUCCAUCUCAUUUAUAGGAUGUGUGAUACAAUUACUAGUCUAUGGAACAUUUGUAACCAGUGACUGCUACAUCCUGGCAGCUAUGGCUGUGGAUCGUUAUGUAGCUAUCUGUAACCCACUCCGUUACCCAGUUGUCAUGUCUCGAAAAUUCUGUAUUCAGCUGCUAGUUGGUUCCUAUUUUAUGGGUUUCCUAAAUGCUUCUGUAAACACGGGCUUUACUUUCUCACUGAAGUUUUGCAAGUCCAAUGCAGUUAAUCACUUUUUCUGUGACGUGCCACCAAUCCUUGCUCUAUCAUGCUCAAGUAUCAAUGUCAACAUCAUGGUCCUGACAGUCUUUGUAGGGUUUAACUUGACCUUCACCAUAUCGGUAGUCAUCUUUUCCUAUAUUUAUAUCCUGGCUGCCAUUCUGAGGAUGUCUUCUGCUGCAGGGAGAAAAAAAGCCUUUUCCACAUGUGCGUCCCAUGUGACCGCUGUCACCGUUUUCUAUGGGACUCUGUCUUACAUGUAUGUAAAUCAUGGAGCUAAUAGAUCUCGAGAUCAGGAGCAAAUGGCUUCUGUAUUUUAUGGCAUCAUGAUUCCCAUGUUAAACCCUCUCAUCUACAGCCUGAGAAACCAAGAUGUGAAAGAAGCCCUAAAACGAACAGGAGACAAGUGCUUCUAG
Ochotona princeps (American pika) is the source of this 930-nucleotide messenger RNA. RefSeq names its product olfactory receptor 5AK2-like. Lineage: Eukaryota; Metazoa; Chordata; Mammalia; Lagomorpha; Ochotonidae. The record is from RefSeq and is a predicted model, not a curated record. Gene Ontology annotation, biological process: sensory perception of smell; G protein-coupled receptor signaling pathway. Gene Ontology annotation, molecular function: olfactory receptor activity; odorant binding; G protein-coupled receptor activity. Gene Ontology annotation, cellular component: membrane. The coding region runs from base 1 to 930 and encodes 309 amino acids. The transcript has a single exon.